Molecule: messenger RNA, 11397 nt
Organism: Stegastes partitus (bicolor damselfish)
Lineage: Eukaryota; Metazoa; Chordata; Actinopteri; Pomacentridae
Gene: dchs1b
Product: dachsous cadherin-related 1b
Exons: 29
Coding region: 520-10434 (3304 amino acids)
Biological process (GO): homophilic cell-cell adhesion
Cellular component (GO): plasma membrane
Molecular function (GO): calcium ion binding
Source: RefSeq, a predicted model, not a curated record
CGCACACGCCGUAUGUGAGUGACUGGAUGCUGAAGAGAGAGGGGGAAAAAAGAGGAGAGAAACGUUUCAGAUCAGCCGGACAGAGCACCACAGGCGGCUCCUUCUUCUUCUUUUUUUUUUUUCCUCCCUUCUUUCUGCUGCAGACAGCGAAAGAAGCCGCGCCGCUUCCCAGCUGAUCCAAACGCGCUCACCUGACUGCCACAGGGACGCCAGAGGACCCUUCACCGGUGGAGUAAAAACCGGUCAACCGGAUUGGAAAAUCUGUGGGAUUGGCUUUAACUGUCAUUUUUGUGGAUAUUAUGUAGAAGCCAUUAGAAAAAAAAAGGAAAAGCAAAAGAGAGAGCUCAGUCCAGCUGGCCAGCACGGCUCCAUUCAAGAUUUUUGUCCUGGCGGAUUGUCUGUCGUUUGGGGGGGAUUGGAAACCCGUUUGCAUACUAAUCACGUUUUGGAGGGGAUAUCCAGAGCGCACCAUCCAGAGCAGCACAGUGGGAUCCGAUGAAUGCGUAGCAGAACCCAGCCAUGCCGAUAACAAGUAAAGGGUCAAGACGGAGGGCUUGGGUCAGUGGACCCUGCGUGUGCUCAAGUCUCUGGCAACAGAAGCCACUCUUUUAUUUCUGCAUGAUCCUUGUCCUAGUUCAGUCAACAUCUGUUCUCGGUGCACUGGAGCUCCAGCUAGAUGAGGAGCAGCCGGCAGGGACCAUUGUUGGUGACAUUAGCGCCGGGUUACCGCCUGGUGAAACUGCAAGUCUUUACUUCAUCUCGGACCAUGAAGGCACAGGUGUUGGCAGCGACCUCAACAUUGACGAGACCACGGGCAUUAUUACCACCGCACGCCGUCUGGACCGUGAGGAGAGGGACCACUACAGCUUCAUUGCCGUGACAAUGACGGGUGUCACUAUUGAGGUGUCAAUCACUGUCAAUGAUAUUAAUGACCAUGCACCUGCGUUCCCCAAAAAGAAAGCUGUUCUCAAGAUCCCUGAGCACACAGCAGUGGGGACAAAGUUUUCCCUGGAGCCUGCAACUGAUGCGGACAAGGACCAGCUCACCACCCAAGGCUAUGCUAUUCGGGAGGGCAAUGUGGGCCAGACGUUCAGACUUGAGACUAAGAGAGCUGCGAACAAGGUGCUGUAUCUAGACCUGGUGGUCAGUGGACUGCUGGACAGGGAGAAACGCUCAACCUACACUCUGGUCAUAGAAGCGUUUGAUGGGGGUUCACCUAGAAGAAUGGGAUCUAUGACCCUGGAAGUGACAGUGACGGACAUCAAUGAUCAUGCACCAGCCUUCAAUCAGAGCAGAUAUCACGCCAUUAUCUCUGAAAGUCUCCCACAAGGAAGUAGCAUCCUGCAGGUCUUUGCGACAGAUGAGGAUGAAGGCGAUAAUGGUCUGGUGCUUUAUGAAAUCAACCGUCGUCAGAGUGACCCUGACCGCUACUUUGUCAUUGAUUUAAAGUCAGGGGUCAUCACUCUCAAUAGACCCCUGGACUAUGAGCUGAAGAGGGUCCAUGAACUGGUAGUCCAGGCCAGGGACAACGCCAGCCACCCUGAGGUGACCAACGCAUUUGUGACUAUCCAUGUACGUGACUACAAUGACAACCAGCCCACCAUGACCAUCAUCUUCCUCAGUGAGGAUGGCUCUCCAAGAAUCUCAGAAGGAGCCCAACCAGGCCAGUACGUUGCUCGGAUAUCUGUCACUGACCCGGACUAUGGAGAGUACGCCAAUGUUAAUGUGUCCCUCGAAGGAGGGGACGGGAAGUUUGCUCUCACAACCAAGGACAGCAUCAUUUACCUGAUAUAUGUUGACCAGGUCUUGGACAGAGAGGAGCGGGAUUCGUACGACCUCCGAGUGAUGGCCACCGACUCUGGCACACCACCCCUCAGGGCAGAGUCCUCUUUUACUAUCCAGGUGACUGAUGUCAAUGACAACCCGCCUCUGUUUGACCAGCAGGCCUACAGACAAACAAUUCCUGAGGUUGUCUAUCCUGGAUCCUUUGUUCUACAAGUUACUGCCAGGGACAAGGACCAGGGCCCCAAUGGGGACGUGCGAUACAGCCUACUAAAAGGCAAAAACUCUCACUCUGAUUGGUUUUCAAUCGACCCAGUUACAGGGAUCAUUACUACUGCGACCGCUCUGGAUUUUGAAUCAGAGCCGGCACCGAGUGUGACUGUCAUUGCGACAGAUGGUGGCCGUCCGCCUUUGUCGUCCACAGCGAAGGUGGACAUUGUGCUGCAGGAUGUUAAUGAUAACACACCUGUGUUCUCCAGCAACUUCUACAAUGCCUCCAUCAAAGAGAACACCCCUGCUGGGACCUGCUUCUUAGAGGUUUCAGCCACGGAUGAGGACCGUGGUUCCUUUGGAGCGAUAGCCUACACCCUGGGUUCCGCCUCUGGAAGCACAGCGCCGACCCGCUUCACCAUAGACAAGGAGACCGGCCAGCUUUGCACCAGCACGGCUCUGGACAGGGAUGAGGGAUUGGAAAAGUUUGACCUGACUGUCACUGCAACAGAUGGAGGUGGUCUGAGCUCAGUAGCCCGCGUGAGGGUCUCAGUGGUGGACAUCAAUGACAACCGACCCACAUUCUACCCAGUCCUGUACACAGUCAGUCUCAGUACCCAUAGUGCCCCAGGUACCUCUGUUGUCAAGGUAACAGCCAAUGACCCAGACGCUGGAGAAAACGGCAGGGUGACCUACCGCACAGUGCCGGGAGGAGGCUCCAAUUUUUUCACCCUUAACAAAGACACAGGUGUGAUUUCUCUCUCCCGCUCGCUCCAUGGCAAAGCCAACACAGUAAUCUCCAUGGUCAUAUCAGCCGAGGAUGGUGGAGGUCUGACGGCACCAGUCAACGCCAGAGUGAACGUGAGCGUGGUGGGAGGCUCGGUGGCGUCUCCGGUGUUCGAACAGGCACAGUAUUUUUUCACCGUGUCCGAAGACGUUCUCAGGGGGACGGCAGUGGGAGUGGUGCGUGCUUCUGCCAAGACAGGUGUCUCUAAGGGUAUUUUCUACUCCAUCUCUUCUGGAGACCCUGAUGGUUACUUCACAGUUGACAGUGCCUCUGGAACCAUUCGCACAGCUCUGCCUCUGGACCAUGAGACCUGCUCCAGUCUUGACCUGGAGAUCCAGGCACGCUCUGGCUCUCCACCAGCAUACGGAACCAGCCGCGUUCGCAUCACCAUUUCAGACAUCAAUGACAAUGCCCCUACCUUCCUUCCUUCCUCGUCAGAAUCCCUGCUUCUACCUGAGAUCACCAAAAUGGGGACUGUCAUCUACCGUAUUCAGGCCACAGACAAAGACUCUGGUCAUAACGGUCAGCUGAGCUUCGAUCUUGUCUCUGCUGGAGCAGCAGGCAGCAGUGGCCAGAGAACGUUUGGUGUUGACCGGGGCAGUGGGGAGGUUCGUCUGAUCGGGAGUCUGUCAUAUGAAACUGUCCCACGGUACGAUCUUCAGGUGGUCGCCAAGGAUGGUGGAGCACCUCAGCUUAGCUCCACCUUCACCCUUGUGGUCCACAUCCAAGCCCAAGACGCACAAGGCCCCAACUUUGACACCCUGACGUAUCGCGUGGAGCUACGAGAAAACACUCCUCUCAACACUCGUUUCCUCCAAGUUCGAGCGCUCAACAGAGAAGCUUCCGGGAAUGGUGGAAGCUCCUCCUCAUCCUCCUCCCCUAUUUCAUACCGCCUCAGGCCUGACGGUGAUGCUGCCGGUUUUGGAAUCAUGCCAGAUAGCGGCUGGUUGUUCGUACGGAGCUCUUUGGACCGAGAGGUCAAAGACAUGUACCUGUUAACCGUACUGGCCACGUCAGGCCCAGGAGGGACGGGGAGAACUGGCAGCGCCACCGUCAGGGUCACAGUAACUGAUGAGAAUGACAAUUCACCACGACUGAGCCAGGAGAGGGUGUUCCUGGCUGUCAGGGAGAAUCUGCUCGCAGGGACAGGCUUUGGCAGGGUGUCUGCGACGGACAGAGAUGCAGGACUAAACGCUCGGCUCACCUACAGGCUGCUGCACACUGACAGGCACUUUCAGAUCAACUCCCAGACAGGUGAGAUCAGCACCCGCCUUGCCCUGGACAGAGAGCAACAGUCCAGCUAUCAGGUUGUUGUGGUGGUGCAGGACGGGGGAACGCCUCCUCGCAGCGCCACCGGUACUGCUCAUAUCACUGUGCUGGACGAAAACGACAAUGCUCCUAGUUUCACUCAUGCCAGGCCCGACAGAGAGCUGCUUCUUCAGGUGAUGGAGGGUCUUCCAUCUGGGUCAGUCUUAGGGACUGUGUUGGCCAAAGACCCAGAUGAGGGAGAGAAUGGCACCAUCUACUACUCUCUAUCAGGCGCGAGAGCAGAGCGUUUCUCCCUCAGCCCGACCAACGGCGAGCUUAGAACCGCUUCCCCUCUGAGAUGGACAGAGCGAGCCGAGUACUCCUUCACUGUGACUGCUGCUGACCACGGUGCCCCAGGCCUCAGCUCCACCUGCCAGCUACAGAUACAGGUCCUCAGCUCCUCCAAGUCCCUCCCCAAACCCAACGUUCUGUCUAUGACCCUGCACACAAUCGAAGGAGCUGCUCCGGGCUCCAUAAUCGGUUCCGUCCGCCCACCUGACCAGCAUGACCCUGCUGUGCUGGAAGGCCAGGUGACCUACCUGGUAGUGGGAGGGACGGACCGGGAUGGGACCUUCAUGGUGGACCGUUUAAAGGGCGACGUAUACCUGGUACGCGAGCUGGACUAUGAGAAGGGAUCGAGGUACACUCUGCACAUCGAGGUUUCUGACUUCUCCCAGGCGUUUCCAAGCAGCCACCUGGUGAAGCUGGAUAUCAACGUGCAGGACAGCAACGACCACAGCCCUCAGUUCACUGAAGACCCUGUGACCAUUGUGAUCCCAGAAAACAUCGAGCCGGGGGCUUCCAUAUUUACAUUCCAGGCUCUAGAUCAGGAUGGCAGCGGACCCAACAGUGAGUUACAUUACUCCAUUGAGCACCACUGGCCCGACACCCCUGACCUGCUGACCCUCGACCCCUCCACCGGAGUCCUGACCCUGGGGCAGAAGUUAGAUCGCGAGUCCACACCCUCCCUCUACCUUGUGGUGCGAGCCACAGACCAGGCAGUGGAUCCUUCUCAGAGGCGCUGGGGUUCGGUCACCGCUCGGGUAUUUGUGACCGACGAAAAUGACAACGCUCCGGUUUUCAGCUCUCCGUCCGCGGUCAGCGUCAUGGAGGAUCAACCUGUAGGGUUUGUGAUUUUGUACGUGAUGGCUCGAGAUGAAGAUGAAGGAGAAAACGGAAGAGUAUCAUACAGAAUCCAGGCCGGCAACAGCGCUGGUCGUUUCAGUCUGAAUUCCAACACUGGCUCGCUCUCCAUCCUUAAAGCUCUGGACCGGGAGGAGCAAGAAGUCUUCAAUCUAACCAUUGUAGCAGAGGAUCAUGGGAUACCGCAGCUUUCCACCUCUCAGGUGCUGUGUGUGCAGGUGAUUGAUGUGAAUGAUGAAGCUCCGGUGUUCCAGCGAGCGGAGUUUGAGACCCAAGUGAUGGAAAACCAGGGACCAGGAACAACAGUGUUGACAGUAACGGCUACUGACCGGGACCAAGGAUCUAAUGGCCAAAUAACAUAUGGAGGGGUGACGGAGGAAGGUUUCAUCAUCAACCCUGUGACAGGAGUGAUCACAACCACAAAGGAACUGGACACCGAGCAACAGGAUCACUACACACUCACUGUGUAUGCCAGGGAUGGAGGACUGCCUCCUAACUUUGCCAAAGCUGUAGUUCGUGUGGAGGUGCAGGAUGUGAACGACAACGCUCCCAUCUUUGCCAAGCCGUGGUAUGGACUCGAGGUACCGGAGAACCAGACCCCCGUGGAGCUUUGCUUCCUGAAGGCCACAGACCCUGACUCGGGUCCUGGUGGAGAGCUGGAGUACAGAAUAAGUGCGGGGGACCCUGAUGGAGAUUUCCAACUUCACGCCACUACAGGGGCCCUGUUUACCUCACGUGGGCUUGACAGGGAGACGAAGGCAGAAUAUACUCUUGAGGUGGUGGCUACGGACCGAGGCAGCCCUGCUCUCAGCGCUACUGUCACAGUGGAAGUUAGAGUGCUGGAUGUCAAUGACAACAGCCCUGUCUUUAGCAAAAGUAGCUACGUGGUUGAAGUGUCAGAGGAUGCUCCAGAGGGAUCGCAGGUUCUCGAGGUGUCAGCAGUGGAUGUCGAUGAUGGCUUAAAUGGAAAGGUUCUGUAUUUCCUCAGCCGAGAGGCACACGGAGCGUUUACUGUGGAUGAGAACACUGGUCAGAUCAUCACAUCAGCUCCUCUGGACCGUGAAAAAUGGGCGUCAUACAACUUCCAGGUGUUUGCUGUCGACCUUUCACCUGCUGCACCCAAGAACUCCUCUGCUCAGGUGACUGUCACCAUCCUCGACGUCAACGACAACACUCCCUUCUUCAUUCAAGAUCCGUUGGUCAUCGAAGUGUCCAGCAGGCGUUCACAGCGGGUUUUAGCCACAAUGAAGGCUGAGGACAAGGACUUCGGAGCCAAUGGGUCUGUGUUUUAUCGUUUCGCUGCCCCAGUGACGGGCUUCAGUAUCAACUCCCUGACUGGAGAGAUCCAGGCCACGGAGCCACUUGGAGAUCUGAGCCAGGCUCAGAGGACCCUGAUAGUGGAGGCCAUGGACCAGGGCAGCCCAGCUCAGUCUGCACAGGGGGUGGUGGUGAUUUAUGUGAAGGAAGUGGAGUACAGCGGCAUCCGUUUCUCAAGGAAUGCUAGAGACGUCAGCAUACAGGAGAACGCUGCAAAAGGCACAACUGUGGCUCAGGCUCAGGCUCAACAUCCAGAUGGCACACGGAUAGGUAUCAGCUAUAGCCUCUUCAGCGGGAACAGACAGCAUGCUUUCAGCAUCAGCUCGUCAACAGGAGAAAUACGGGUGCAGAGCUCCAAGGGACUAGAUUUCGAGGACACCCCGAGACUCCGUCUAGUCGUGAAGGCUGAAACCAUGUACUCCACAUCUUUCAUGGCUUUUAACUUGAUCCUGCAGGAUGUCAAUGACAACCUUCCUCGCUUCCAACUGCAGAAUUAUGUGGCCUACAUGAAAGAAGCACAGGGAUAUGAAAUGCCAAUCAUACAGGUGGUCGCCGAGGAUGUGGAUCAGGGUCAGAACGGUCAGGUGACCUACUCCAUCCAAUCAUCAAGCAUGAGCGGCCUGUUCAAGAUCGACCCUGUGACAGGAAGCAUCACCACAGCAGCCAUCAUGGACCGUGAGAUCUUUACCCAGACCAAGCUUGUAGUUACAGCAACUGAUAGAGGAAGUCCACGACUGGCUGGUACUGCGACACUGACAGUGAUCAUUGUUGACCAGAAUGACAACAGCCCCACUAUUCCCUUGCCUCAAGAAGUCCGGAUCCCAGAGAAUACUCUGAUAGGAACAGAGAUCACUCUUGUGACCGGCAACGAUGUGGACUCCAGCCCUGCCCUCUCCUACUCCUUGCAGCUAGACCCAACAGCUUUAGGCAAGUUUGGGAUUCACCGCUACAGUGGCGGCGUGUCACUCACUGCCCCUCUAGACUUUGAGGAGAAGACGUGGUACACCCUGACCGUCAGAGCCACGGACAGCCAGCACCAAGCUGAGGCUAACAUUACCAUACUGGUGGAGGAUAUUAAUGACAAUGCACCUGUGUUCACCCAUGAUCUCUAUCAGAUCACUCUGCCUGAGCACACACCACCGGGAAGCGCAGUUAUCACAGUAACAGCAACUGACAGGGACUCAGGAGAGAACGGAAAGAUCACCUACCGGGUGAUGUCAGCAACCCAGGAGGGUUUCUACAUUGACCCCAGCAAUGGAACCCUGUUCAUCAAUCACAGAGCUGAGUUUGACCCUGAGCGUCCGUCAGUCAGUAUUGUCAUUGAAGCUCGUGAUGGAGGCUCGCCUUCGCUCUCCUCUCUCACUACAGUCCAGGUUCAGAUCUCUGACGUCAAUGACAAUGCUCCAGUGUUUCACCAAUCAGACUACAGGGCUACAGUUUCUGAAGACACCAUCCCAGGUUCCACAGUUCUGACUUUUGAAGCCUUUGACAGUGACCUCUCUCGAGAAAACUGUGGUUUUGACUUCGCUAUUGCCAGCGGCAAUGAAGGAAAUGCAUUCCAGAUCGAAAGCAGUGUGCGGUUCCUAGAGGGACGAGGCUUUCAGACAGUUGGGACCCUACUGUUGGCUGAGGGGCUCGACUUUGAAACCAAGCCGCUUUACAACCUCACAGUGGUGGUGUCUGACCGUGGUGUGCCCCAGAGGAGCUCUAGUGUUGCUGCAGUGAUAACCAUAGGUGAUGUGAAUGAUAACCCUCCAGUGUUCAGUAGAGCAGAAUAUACUGUGUCACUGAGUGAGGGAGCUGCCGCUGGUACUGAGAUCAUACGACUGACUGCUACAGACCCAGACUCAACUCCCAACGCUGAAAUCCAGUACAUCAUCAGCUCCGGUGAUGAGGUGAACUUAUUUACCAUGGACCAGUGGACUGGGGCCUUGAGGCUUCAGCGAGCUCUUGAUCGAGAGCAUCAGUCCACACAUGUUGUCAUUAUUCAAGCCACAGAUGGACAGGGUCACUUCGCACUAGCUCCAGUCGUUGUUGAGGUCAAAGAUGUAAAUGACAAUCACCCAUUCUUCCCGGUGGAAGUCCUGACAGCCAGCAUCAAAGAAAACCAACCAGCAAACUCAGCUGUGACUGUUCUACAUGCCAUAGACCAUGACACGGGGGUUUUUGGCCAAGUGAAGUACUACAUGGUGGAGCGAUCCGGAGCAGGAAAAGACAGCUUUGCUGUGGACCAGAAUUCAGGCGAAAUCAAAAGCAAAAUUCCAUUUGACUUCGAGAAGAUCAACUCUUUUAAUUUUGUGGCAAUAGCAGUAGAUUCAGGCAACCACUCUGCCACUGUGACUGUACAGGUGUUUGUCACAGGUGAGGAUGAGUAUGACCCACUCUUCGCAUCAUCUGAUUUUUCCUUUGAAGUCCCAGAGGGAGCCAAGAAAGGCCAGAGCAUCGGCCAAAUCCAAGCCAAUGAUGAGGAUGGUGGAGUGGAUGGUAUUGUUCUCUAUUCUCUUACCGCCAGCUCUCCAUAUUUUGAUGUGAACAAAACCACUGGGGUGAUUUUUCUUAAGUUGGACAGCACAGGCAGCAGCAGUAGCAGUGGGUCGGGCCGAGCUAAACGGGAAACCAGGGUGAUGACCCUGGAUGUGAAAGCUCACAGUCCUCUUGACACAUCUCGCACUACUACAGCCCAGGUCUCCAUUGAUGUCACAAACACCAACUUUGGCCUGGCUGCGGAUGUCAACAUCCUGCUUAUCAGCAUAAUAGCUGUGUCUCUUGGUUUUAUCAUAUUGCUUGUGGUCAUGGCCGUGGUGGUGUUCCUGGUCAAGUCACGCAGGAGGAAGAAAGGCCAGGAUGCAGGAAAUAGAACAGUUGCAUCAGGAACUGCCUUGCAGAAACUGGACGAUUGCAACUCAGGACCGGGAGGAGAAAGGAUCUACCAUCAGACAUUGCCAGGCUAUGCUGCAGAUCAGGGUGGGGCAGGUGGUGGUCCCUACACUAGAGGGGGCUCUUUGGAUCCUUCUCACUCCAGUGGAAGAGGAUCCGCCGAGGCAGCAGAGGAUGAUGAGAUCAGGAUGAUUAACGAGUACCCCCGUGUCGCCUCCAUCACCUCGUCCAUGCAGGAGCAUAUCUCGGCCAGAGGACCAGACUCUGGAAUCCAGCAGGACGCUGACCAGCUUUCUGAUAUCUCAUGUGAGCCUGCAGCUUUGGAGGGCAGCACCUGGUUCAAAGGAAAGAAACUGGGAGGCAGCCUCAGUGGGACCUUGCUCUCUGGUCAGCUCCCAGUCUAUCGGGACGAGGGAGGUGGUUACCUGGGAGUGGGCCGUGGUCUCAACAUUUCCCUUCCCAAGGACUACGCCUUCCCUGAGGAUGGUAAACCUUCAGUGGACGGCUCCCUCACAGCUAUUGUUGCCAGUGAUGAGGAGCUUCGUGGAAGCUAUAACUGGGAUUACCUACUCAACUGGUGCCCUCAGUUCCAACCUCUCGCAAAUGUCUUCACAGAGAUUGCUCGGCUGAAAGAUGAAACCGCUCAACAGAGUCAGAACCCUCGUCAACCCUUCCAACCAAAGCCCAAAAUGGACCCCAAACCUAGAAUUGACCCUCCACCACUUAUCACAUCAGUGGCCCAUCCAGGGGCCAUGUCAGUUCCCCCCAAAGUUCCUGUGAUUGGGCGGACAUUCCCCCACUUGGCCUCUCUCCGCAGGUCCCCUAUCAGCCAUGAGGGAUCCAUUUCCUCAGCAGCAAUGUCGCCCAGCUUCUCCCCUUCUCUGUCUCCUUUGGCAGCUCGAUCACCAGCUGUGUCUCCAUUUGGAGUCAAUCAAGGGCCCUCAGCGUCCAUGAUCAGCACCAGGGAGCCCUCGCUGGACCAGAGUCCUGAUCGGGAGAUGAGAAUAUGAUUGAAAAAUCACUAAACAAAUAAAGGAGGAACUUUAAGACAGACAACAUGAACAAAGAAUGAGAGACCCUCCUUUUUGGAUGUUCUUUUGCAUGGAUCAAAAGAAAGCAAGCAGUGAUGUCAAGUGCACUGUCAUUCUCAGAAAGCGUUGUUUUCAUUAUAAGAUUGAAGGUUUCUCAAAUGCCCAGACAGAGACAUAUGUGUAAACUGUCAGACCACUUGAUUUUUGGGCAAUAAACACAACCACAAAAACAUACUGAACCUUCUCCAGCUAGAAUAUGUGGAUAAGUACUUCUGUUGGCCGGCAGCGUUGCAGGAAUACACAAAAGUGGAACAUGUGCCUGGUUUGACAGGACCAUACCACCUUUCCAUUUUCACGGUGACGCAGGUCUCCAUGAACUGAUCAGGGUCAAGAGGUAAACUGACUUCUUCGUGGGAAUGUGCACUUGCCACGCCCUGCAGUCAGAGAUCCCUUAGUGUGUAGAUAGAUAAAUGUGUAGUUUUCAUGUUACCUCGCUGGCUGGCCAGAGAGCAAAGGACCUUGUCCCUCUCUUUGUGUCUGUGGACAUUUUUACACUCCAGUAUUAAACUCAUCUAGUGGCUGCUUUUGAAGUGGCUCUGGACAUGUCUGUGAAUCCCAUGGACGGACAAACAGUGUGUGUUCAAAAAGACACUGAUUCAUUGAAUUGCCAAUGCAUCACACAGUGGAAGAGCAAUGGAGACUAUUGUUUUUCUCACCAAUUCAGAUGACACUUCCUUUGAUUUUACUUUUAUUUUUAUAUUUUUAUAUGAAUCUAUGAUUUCAGAUCCAUUAUUCCACAUCGAGAGGUUAUUGUUUUUGUGUAUUUGCAUAUAUGUAUAUUUGUAUGUAUGCAGGCUACACUAUGUACUGUAUGUGUCUCCUAGGUUUUUAGAGACUCUUGUGACAGUUCUCGUGCGAGUGAGAGGGAGACGUUUGUGUUUU